GCCUGUGUGAAGAGGACACACAGGCACAGAACUUUCCUGGGCCUGGGGCCCACUGACCACGUGGGUGCUCCCAAGCUGUCUGGCGUGAGGUGCGGGGGUGGGUCCCCACAGCCAGAGGGGUCCUCUGAGUGACUGGGAGCAGCCGCAGCCAGGCGUGUGUCCUUGGAGUCGUCCGUGUGUCCGGCUGCCGCCACUGGAGACCCCAGCCUGAUGGAUGUCUGGUGUGGAUAAUGAGGGAAGAACGUGCCUUUUACACCCAAGAGGUGACCCCGGAGCGUGCCCCGGAUGAUCCCACGACUUGGAACGAUGCGGCUAGCCUGCAUGUUCUCGUCCAUCCUGCUGUUUGGAGCUGCGGGCCUGCUCCUCUUCAUCAGCCUCCAGGACCCUAUAGAGCUCAGCCCCCAGCAAAUUCCAGGUAUAAAGUUCAGCAUCAGGCCCCAGCAGCCCCAGCAUGAUAGCCACUUGAGGAUAUCCACAGAAAAGGUCACACGAGAUUCACCCAGCGGGUCGCCAAGAGGCCUUCAGCUGCAAGCGCCUGACCAGCCUCGACCUCACCGGAAGGCAGCGGGAUCUCCUUUGCGCCUCCGGCAGCGCAGGCGGAGACUGCUCAUCAAAAAGAUGCCAGCUGCAGGGACCAACCGAGGCAACAACUCGUCCGAAACCUUUAUCCAGCCGAGACCCCGCACCAUGGACAGUCGUUGGGUCAGCCUGCACCAGACCCAACAGGAGCGCAAGCGUGUGAUGCGAGAAGCCUGCGCUAAAUACAGGGCCAGCAGCAGCCGCAGAGCUGUCACUCCCCGCCACGUCUCCCGCAUCUUCGUGGAGGACCGCCACCGUGUACUGUACUGUGAAGUACCCAAGGCAGGCUGCUCCAACUGGAAGAGGGUGCUCAUGGUGCUGGCAGGGUUAGCUUCAUCCACGGCAGAUAUCCAACACAACACCGUCCACUAUGGCAGCGCCCUUAAGCGCCUGGAUACUUUUGACCGGCAGGGCAUAGUGCACCGCCUCAGUACCUACACCAAGAUGCUCUUUGUCCGGGAACCCUUUGAGCGACUGGUCUCCGCUUUCCGAGACAAGUUUGAGCAUCCUAACAGCUACUAUCAUCCUGUCUUUGGCAAGGCUAUCCUAGCCCGGUACCGUGCCAACGCCUCGCGGGAGGCACUGCGGACUGGCUCCGGUGUGCAGUUCCCCGAGUUCGUCCAGUACCUGUUGGAUGUCCACCGGCCCGUGGGCAUGGACAUCCACUGGGACCAUGUUAGCCGGCUGUGCAGCCCCUGCCUCAUCGACUAUGACUUUGUGGGCAAGUUCGAGAGCAUGGAAGACGAUGCCAACUUCUUCCUGCGUCUCAUCCAUGCGCCUGGGAACCUGACUUUCCCGAGGUUCAAGGACAGGCACUCCGAGGAGGCUCGGACCACAUCGAGAAUCACCCAUCAGUACUUCGCUCAGCUCUCCUCACUGCAGCGACAGCGAACCUACGACUUCUACUACAUGGAUUACCUGAUGUUCAACUACUCUAAACCUUUCUCGGACUUGUACUGAGGGCGGGGCCUGCUGGUCAGGGGCGGGGUCUGCCGGUCAUGCCCACUCACCUGCGCAUAGGCGGCCUCCCGGGGACUGAGCUCUGAGGAUGUGAGGCCUUGUGGCUGUGGCUCCAGGGUGGGCCACAGAGGCCCAGACAAUGGACCUUGACCCUUGUCCCACACCCAUUUCCUCACUGGGUUGGCUGAGUUUGAGACGGACGGAGCACGACUCGGAUGGAUGCUUUAAGAACUCAGCUGAGCUAUGCUGAGCUAUGCUGUCCAGGGAAGCCUGAGACCCAGAAGAGGGCCCCAGCGUCGAGGGAUGUCCUACAUCCCCUUAUCCUUUGCCUUGUACCAAACCACGUGGUUUGCUGCUUUUCUAUGACCCAGGGUCAUCUGAAUAAAGCACAUGGUUUUCAGAGCAGUGGUGUCUACUCCAGGCCGUGCUGUGAGCUCAUAGGCACCCUGCCCUAUGCCUUGGGGAGUCUUAGAAAAAAAUUUAAAAGAUAUAUUUUACUAUUAAUAAUACGUGAAUAUGUGCACAUGAGUGCAGGUGUCUGGGAAGGCUGGAUGGGGUCAGAUCCCCCCCCCCCAAAGCUGGAGUGACAGGCAGCUGUCAACCUCCCUGUAGGAGCUGAACUGCUAGAGCAAUCUGAGCUCUUAACCACUGAGCCUGCUUUUGUUUUUG
Mus caroli (Ryukyu mouse) is the source of this 2208-nucleotide messenger RNA. NCBI's taxonomy places the organism in Eukaryota, Metazoa, Chordata, Mammalia, Rodentia, Muridae. The record is from RefSeq and is a predicted model, not a curated record.